ACGUCGCAGUCAUGGUGUGGUGCGGUAGCGUGUGGUUCAGAAAGUAUGGAAACUUCAUUGAUAACCUAAGACUCUUCACCAGGGGAGGAAGUGGUGGAAUGGGUUACCCUCGUUUAGGUGGAGAAGGUGGAAAAGGUGGUGAUGUCUGGGUUGUAGCCCAUAAGAAAAUGACUUUAAAACAACUUAAAGACAAAUAUCCUCAGAAACGGUUUGUGGCUGGAGAAGGAGCAAAUAGUCGUGUUAAUGCACUGAAAGGCUCCAGAGGAAAAGACUGUGAAAUUCCUGUACCUGUGGGUAUUUCAGUAACUGAUGAAAAUGGUAAAAUUAUAGAAGAACUCAGUAAAGAGAAGGACAGAAUUUUGGUAGCUGAAGGAGGUCUUGGUGGUAAAUUACUUACAAAUUUCUUACCAUUGAAAGGCCAUAAACGAGUCAUUCACCUUGAUCUAAAACUUAUAGCUGAUAUAGGCCUAGUAGGAUUCCCAAAUGCAGGAAAAUCCUCUUUGCUAAGUCAGGUUUCUCAUGCAAAACCUUCAAUCGCAGAUUAUGCAUUUACAGCAUUAAAGCCUGAACUUGGAAAGAUUGUGUAUAAUGAUUUCAGACAGAUAUCAGUAGCUGAUCUUCCUGGUUUAAUAGAAGGAGCGCAUAACAAAGGAAUGGGCCGCAAAUUCCUCAAGCAUAUAGAAAGAACUAGACAACUACUUUUUGUUGUCGAUAUUUCUGGAUUUCAGCUUUCUUCCCAAACUCAAUACAGAACUGCCUUUGAAACCAUAAUACUUCUUACAAAAGAGUUGGAAUUGUACAAAGAGGAACUUCAGACAAAACCUGCACUCCUGGCAGUUAAUAAAAUGGACUUGCCAGGUGCCCAAGAUAUGUUCCAUGUACUGAUGAAUCAACUCCAGAAUCCUAAAGAUUUUUUGCAUUUAUUUAAGAAAAACAUGAUUCCAGAGAGGACUGUGGAGUUCCAACACAUCAUCCCCAUCUCUGCAAUUACAGGAGAAGGAAUUGAAGAAUUAAAGAACUAUAUAAGAAAAUCUCUGGAUGAACAUGCCAAUCAGAAAAAUGGUGCAUAUCAUAAGAAACAGUUGCUUAAUUUACAGAUAUCUAAUACAAUGUCAUAUAAUGAGCCACCACCAAAUAAUGGUGUUACUAGUCCCAGAUAG
This is a messenger RNA of Leopardus geoffroyi (Geoffroy's cat), 1160 nucleotides long. Its product is annotated as GTP-binding protein 10-like. Gene Ontology annotation, molecular function: magnesium ion binding; GTP binding; GTPase activity. Gene Ontology annotation, cellular component: mitochondrion. The record is from RefSeq and is a predicted model, not a curated record. NCBI's taxonomy places the organism in Eukaryota, Metazoa, Chordata, Mammalia, Carnivora, Felidae.